GCUCCGGCCGCCCGUGGGUACGCACGUGUCCUGUGUGAACGAAUAACUUAAAGUUGGCCGCAAGUGUUGUGAACAAACCUGUGCUUCGGUGAAUUAAGUUCAAACUUUGAACAUGGACGACUGAAUUGCCGGGAAAAGUGCAAAAGUUUUUACAUAAGUGAACUUCAUAACAAUAAGUGUAAAUUAUAAAUUUUGAAAAAUGGAGUCCAGAUUGCAUGUUCUUGCUGUAUCAGCUUUAAUUAUAAUGGCGUCAUCAAUAUGCGAGGGCGCGCGUGACGCAAGCUGCCCUCGAAUUUGUGGUCCGGCGCUGCAGGGCGACCCGGUGUGUGCUACCGAUGGGUACAUCUACCCCUCGCUCUGUGAGAUGAGGAAGAAGACUUGCGGGAAAGGAGUGAAAUUGGCCCAGGAUUUAGGAGCUUGUUCCAGGGCGCAGGGCUCUAAGUGCGAACACAGAUGUACUGCGGAAAGAGACCCUGUUUGCGGCACAAACGGACGAACAUACCUCAAUAGAUGCAUGUUGCAAGUUGAAAUAUGCAGAGUGGGCAUUGGUUUGUCGCACCUGGGCGCAUGCAACAACAUCAGCGCGCACCGCGAGAACUGUCCGGUAGAUUGCUCGCAGGCGCCACUCGACGGGCCCGUCUGCGGGUCCGACGGCAACGUCUACAAGAGCACCUGCCAAAUGAAGCUGCUCACUUGCGGACAAGGCGUGGUGAGAACGAACAAGAAGCACUGUCAAACAACACGACACUGCCGCGAGUCGUGCUGGCGGGUGGCUCGCCCCACCUGCGGAUCUGACGGCAAGCUAUACGCAAACGCAUGUAGGAUGAAGGCCACAAACUGCGGGAAACACGUAUUUGAAGUUCCAAUGGCAUUCUGCGUGUCCCAAGAGCGGACGUCAGGCGGCGAGUCCUGCCCUACCGACUGCUCCGGACAGAAAGAGAAGCUGGUCUGCGGCUCCGACGAGAACAUAUAUAGGAACGAGUGCGAGAUGAAGAUGCUUAAUUGUGGUGUCAACAACAGAAAAGUUGUAAAGAAGGUGGACAUGGAAAAGUGCAAAUCCAAGAUGAACAAGUGCCUCAAGGUGAAGUGUCGGGGUGACUUCGACCCUGUGUGCGGCACAGACGCUAAUGUGUACCCCAACUCCUGCCAAUUGAAGGUUGCUAAUUGCCUUAAGGGCGUGCAAUUGGCACACUUCGGCAACUGCACCUUGCUGCCGCGCCUCGAGACCGACUGCCCCGAAAGCUGCGACAACGCGCUCGACCAACCCGUCUGCGGAUCCGACGGCAAUGUCUACAAGUCUGAAUGCGAGUUGCGUCGGGCGACUUGCGGCCAGCACGUUGUGGCAGUCGCGCCAGACCACUGCCGCACCACGGCGCUGUGCCACCGGCCUUGUCCCGACACGCCCGCCUUCGUCUGCGGCUCCGACAAUCGCUUCUACAGGAACGAGUGCAUCAUGAAGAAGGAGAACUGCGGCAAGCACGUAUACGUAGUGCCAUUAAAGCGUUGCCUUGCGCGCUUCCAAUACGCGGGCUGCGCACGCGUCUGCCCGCCUGAGUACGACCCUGUCUGCGGAACUGAUGACAAGACAUACUCAAACAAGUGCUUCCUUGAGAUGGAAAACUGUCGCUCCAGGAGCGUGGUCCAGCUGAAAUACCUUGGCACUUGCACAGAGCCUAUUGCUGAAGAGCCCAAAAACUACCUCUAUCGAUAGAUGGCGUUGGUUGUACACUAACUCAUGACUAACAUCCGUCAUAUAAUUCCGCUUUCAUUGCAUUUUAACUUAGUCUCAUUUUAAAUAUUAGUGCCAACGAUAGAUGAAAUGGAAAUCCAUUGUAUUAUUCGAACCUUGUCUUCCUUUAAUUUAGUGUUAAGGGAGUCAGUACAAAACGUAACAAGAUGACGUCGUCAAUAUGGUAUCAAAGAAACGUGAGAGCAAAAUGGCGUUUGAAUUAUAGUUAAAUUAAAAUAGUGAUAAAAAUAAAACGACAUAAAUGAACAUUUAAAAAUUA
Molecule: messenger RNA, 2009 nt
Organism: Papilio machaon (common yellow swallowtail)
Lineage: Eukaryota; Metazoa; Arthropoda; Insecta; Lepidoptera; Papilionidae
Product: serine protease inhibitor dipetalogastin
Exons: 12
Coding region: 200-1711 (503 amino acids)
Biological process (GO): multicellular organism development; cell differentiation
Molecular function (GO): protein binding
Source: RefSeq, a predicted model, not a curated record